AGUUACCCGGGCAACCUGGCGACACCGCCGCUCGGGAUCGUUCAGGACGGCGUUUUCACGGUGGAAGCCAAAAGCCCGGGGAAGCCUGGGGAGCCGCCCGGCCUGCCCGCCCCUAGCCCGGGCAGCCCACAGGCACCCUCCCGCCGGGGCCGGCACCGUCCCCGUCCACCUCCGGCAGCCCCAGGGCGGGCUGCGGCGUGAGGCGGCAACGCAAGCGCGGGGAGCGGAGCAGGGAACUACUCUUAGAAGAACUAUUGCUACAAUUGACAACGUGUCUGACAAAACAGAGGACCAGGUUUACAAAGUGAGAGAGACCAACUGCAGAAUAUGUCUGCCUCGGAAGUGAUGCCUGUAUAUGAAGACUUGAGAAAGAUGAUAUAAGAAAUCAAAGGCAUCUUGGGAAGCUGGGAAAAUGCGUGUUUUGUUAACACUUUGAUUACAAGAAGUUAAGUGGCUUGUCAAGUUGGCUUGGAAAAAAAAAAAAAGGCAACAAAACAACCCAGCAGAUGAAGAUGUUUCACAUUGUUCAGUACCGGCCUUUAAGGCAAAUAGCCCAAAACAGUCUUUCUAGCAUGUGUUUAAAACUGAUGCUUUCAAGACCUGCUGCAUUUGCACAGAUAUGGAAGUCAUGGUUCUCAAGCCAUUCUCUUGUUGGAAACAAAAAUAUUCUCUUGAUGGGACCUCCGGGUGCUGGGAAAACAACAAUCGGGAGAAUAGUAGGUCAGAAACUAGAUUGCCCUGUCAUAGACAUAGACGAUGAUGUCCUUGAAACAACCUGGAACAUGAGUGUGUCAGAAAAACUGCAGGAUGUUGGUAAUGAGCAAUUUUUAGAGGAGGAAGGAAAAGCCCUGUUGAAGUUUUCAGCAUCUGGAAGUGUCAUUUCCCUUACUGGGUCCAAUCCAAUGCAUGCUGCUGGCAUGCAGCAUAUGAAGAAAAAUGGAAUAGUUGUAUAUCUGGAUGUGCCCACAGCAGUCAUUAUGAGCAGGUUGAAAUCAAUGAAAGUGGAUCGCAUCGUGGGACAGUCUCCUGGUAUUUCUCUCAAGGACAUACUUCAGUUCAGGAAGCAGUUCUACAAAAGGUGGUAUGACAUCCGUGUUCUUUGUGGAGGGGAUAUUGCACCAGAGGUUGUAGCAGAAAGGGUACUUGAUGCUGUGAAGAGAUACCAAAACUCAGAACUGGAAACUUUCAUUUCAACUAGGUCUAGUAGGUCUGGAAGGAGUAUGGAAAAAGACUCUCACAAAUAUUUCAGUGAUGUUGUUACUGAGGGUUUAGCCCCUGAUGGAGGACUCUUUGUUCCUGAGAGAGGACUUCCAGAAUUCACUGCUGGAGAAUGGCAAAGCCUUAUAGAAGCAACUUACAUUGAAAGAGCCCAGGUGAUACUAGAAAGAUGCAUACAUCCUGCUGAUAUUCCUGCUUCUAAGCUGGCAGAAAUUAUUGGAACUGCUUAUGGAGAAAACUUUACUUGUUCUAAAAUAGCCCCAGUUAGGCAUCUGGUGGGCAAUCAGUUUCUCCUUGAGUUAUUUCAUGGACCAACAGCAUCAUUUAAAGAUUUUGCAUUACAGAUGGUGCCGCAUAUAUUUGCAUACUGCAUUCCCAGAAGCUGCAAUUACUUGGUUCUGGUAGCUACUUCUGGUGACACAGGGAGUGCUGUCCUAGAUGGCUUUAGUCGUCUCCAUGACACUGACAAACAGAGAAUUGCUGUGAUGAAUUUUUUUCCUGAGGAUGGAGUAAGCCCAAUUCAAAAAUCACAGAUGAUUGGCUGUCAGAAAGAAAAUGCCUGGUCAGUAGGCGUCAAAUCUGAUUUUGAUUUUUGCCAGACAGCUAUAAAGCAAAUCUUUACUAAUUCUGAUUAUACUGGCUUUCUUACAGUAGAAUAUGGAACAGCUUUAGCUGCGGCAAACUCCAUAAACUGGGCACGACUGCUUCCUCAGAUAGUUUAUCAUGCCUCUGCAUACCUUGAUCUUGUUCAUCAAGAUAUUAUUCCUUUUGGAAGCCCUGUAGAUGUUUGCAUUCCUACAGGAAACUUUGGCAACAUAUUAGCUGCUUUGUAUGCUAAAAUGAUGGGAAUUCCUAUUAGAAAAUGUAUUUGUGCUUCCAAUGAAAACAAUGUUUUGACUGACUUCAUAAGAACAGGUGUUUAUGAUUUGAGGGGAAGAAAAUUAAUUCCCACUUUUUCACCAGCAGUAGAUAUUUUGAAGUCCUCCAAUCUUGAGCGAUACUUGCACCUGAUUGCUAAUGAGGAUGGACAACUGGUGACACAAUUAUAUAACCAGCUGGAAAAUCAGGGCCACUUCCAGCUGCGGAAAGAUCUACUUGAAAAGCUUCAGCAGGACUUGGUGGCUGGAUGGUGCUCUGAGGAGGACUGUCUAGCUGCCAUUCACUCUGUGUACAGUACUACAGGAUAUAUUUUGGAUACACACACAGCUGUUGCUAAAGUAGUUGCAGAUAGAUUACAAGAUAGAACUUGCCCAAUUAUUAUUUCAUCCACAGCUCAUUAUUCUAAGUUUGCACCUGCUAUCUUGAGGGCCUUGAGGAUUGCAGAAAUAAAACAGAAUCCAUUAAGUCAGCUUCACUUGCUGAGUUCUUACAGCCCUCUGCCUCCAGUCCACUGGGGCCUGUUAGAGACCCUGAAAAGGAAAGGGAAUGAUGAUCACCAAGUCUGUGCUGCUGAUAUGAGUAUGCUGAUGUCCCGUAUAGAAACCUUAAUUCAAAAUCAUUUUAUGAAAGUUUUCUGAGCGACUGAUCAGAGGUCCACUGUGUCAAUUGAGAUGCCUUCAUAACAGGCUGCAUGCUUUAAUAAAGUCAUGAUUCGUCUGGCCUGUGUCCAGUCCACAGCAUAAUAUCCACAGUUUUAUACUCAAUUAUCAAGUUUUCAACAGUAUUUGUAAGUAACGUGCGUGAGAUUUCUAGUAGUGGUGAAAGGUUGUGAAUUGAGAGUAUAAAAGACUGGAAUACUUUUUUGCAGGUCAUAGAUAGUAGAGACAGCAGUAGUGCCGCCUUUCCUUGGCGGUGCCAUCUCCUUCACAAGCCUGAAGUGUUCUCCAUGGAAGGAGGAAGAUAAUGAAGUCUGACCUUUCUGAAACUAUUAGCUCUUGUUUUGCUGCAAGGAUGAUGUGAUCAUUUGGUCAGUGGGUGAUUAGUUAAACUUUAACUCUCUUCACUUAGAGCACUGAAACAUAAUAAGACAUUGUAAUGAUGUUAGUAUGUUACUAAUGAGGGUUGAUUUCACUACAAAGAUUCAAGUAUACUUGUAUUGUUAAUCAUUGAACCAUUCAAUUUGGUGUUAUCUUCUUGUAUAAUGUUUAUGUAUUGUGAGGCCAGCAUUUGUGUAAAAAAUCCGGUUAUUUUGUUUUUCAGGCAUUUUUUCCUCCUAGAUAUUUUCCUGUAUAAAAUAGAAUUCUUAAUUUGGUAUUUUUAAUAAUUUUUGAAAUGUGACUCUUCCUCCAGUGUGUUGUAGUCUUUUUCCUAUAUGUUUUCUAUUUAAACUUUCAACUUUAGAAUCCUUUUUAAAUGCUAUAGAAGAAUUUGCUAGUAGUAGCAGCAGUCUCCUUAAAUAUGAACCAGACCACCAUUUAUUUACAUUUAUUUCUUGCAUUCUAACUUUUUAGAAUAUAAGGUUUAUCUUAGAGGUCAUAUUGCUUUCUGGGUCUAAUUACUUCUGUUUUCAUGUUUUUCUUAAACUAAUUUCCUUUACAUUCUAUUCUGUUCCUACUUUGCAUGAAUUAAUAUAAGAAAGAAGCUUCACAAAGUGCUUGGCAUCUCAUCAAGGAGAGUGAAAGAUGAAUCCCAGUGUCUGGAAAAUGUGAUAGCAUCAGAGGUAUUCAUUAUUUAACCUAAAAUAGACCUAUGUUAGCAAUCUGCUUUUGCUAAUGACAGGCUCUUUAUUGUUUUUUUGCAUCAGAAAAAAAUAGAGCAGGUUGCCAUAGGAAAUCGUGUGAUUAUGGACAAAUUUAUUCUGCUAACUGUAAUUAUAUUUGGCAAGGGAGCAAAAUAUAACUACAUUUCACACUAAGAGAAAUGGUGUGCAGUUACAGGUAAAGAGCUAAGAGUCAUCAGAUGUGAGGAUGUAUAGGUAUGGGAGGUUGUGGUUCCCACCAAGAUUCAAACAGGGAAAGUAUUGGCAAGAGAGGUGGUAAUUGGUAAUAUUUUUUCCCUCUUUGAGAGGCAACAUCUCCUAGAUGUCAGGACUUAUUUGGAGCUUUGAACUGUUGCCAUAUCUCCCAGCUUCCUCUGUGUGUCUGCUUCUACGUUUUGCCACAUUAGAGGUGAAGAAGACACCAUCUAGCAAACUAUUUUAAAAAAUUUUUUCUUCUAGUGUAAGGUAAAAGACCCAAGCAUGAUGUGUGUUUGCCACAGUGAAUACAUUCUACAAUAGAAUUAAAUGUAGGUGAUGACAAAGGUGUAACACAAUAGCAUUUUUAGAUUCUGCCAUUCUUGGAUGCCUUUUUAGGACCUUUCUAGUUCUUUUCUCCGCUCAGUCCUCAUUCACUGUUUCUGCACUAACUUUGGAAAAUAAUAUUUUUAUUUUUGUUUUCACAGAAUCAUAUAACAGCCCAUGUUGUAAGGGAUGUCAAAACAUUUGGUCCAACCUUUUGUGUGAUAUUGAGCCUAGAUGAGAUUAUCUAGCACCCUGCCCAGUCACAUCUUAACAACCUCCAGCAACGGGGACUCUACCACAUCCCUGGGGAGGUUAUUCCAGCGAUUGAGUGUUCUCACUCUGAAAAAUUUCUUUCUUAUAUCCAGAUGAAACUUCUCGUGCAACUCGUACCUAUUUACCCUUUUUGUCUUCAUGUGACUCCUUGUGAAGAGAGAGCGUCCAUCCUCUUCUGGCAACCAUUUAAGUACUGGAAAACUGAUGAGGUGCCCUCUGAGGCCUCCUCUCCUCCAGGGUGAAAAGACCUAACUCGCUCAGCCAUUCCUCAUUGGGCAGAGGAAUUCUCAUCAUUUUCUACACACAACGUGAGAAAGACCAUAAAUAUGUAAUUAAAAAAAAUAGUCUAAGUUCUGUAAGAAAAAGUUGCAUAAUCAUAUUGCCAAAGGAGAAGCAUUAUUUGUGUAGCUGGUACAUACGCAUCCACCUUGUGUUUCUGUAUGUUUCUGAUUCUCGCAGUAGUUCCAAGUGGAAAAAAAAUACAUUGCUUUCUCUGGAUGUGCUCAGUACAAAAUCAGGAUUCCAAAUCUUAAAAAAAAACAAAACAAAAAAAACCAAAAAAACAAAACCACAAAAAAAUCCUAAAAAAAACAAACAACCCCAAAGAAACCCAACUGCCUGGAUUGAAUUACUGGAAUGGGAAUUGGUUUCAGCAUAAGGACUCUAGGGAAAUCCUGCAGUACCUGGGUCUGUAGGGCUUAAUGCCAUUUGACAUCAUAGGGCGAUUUGUCACACACUGUUACUUUAUAGAAAUGUCUACAAAGAAGAGCUUGUUUUCACAGAAAGUACCUAAAAGAAAAGCUGAGAUUGUAAACAAGAUCAGGUUGUAAGCCAACAUCCUACCUUGAGUUAUCUGAUUAUUAGAUAAAAGAGUCAGAACUAAACUAACAUAGAAUUUAUUUUGGUAUGACGCUCAAUAUUUCAAAGUUCAUGGCAGUAAGCUUGGUUUGAAGCAGGAAGUAUUAGUAAAAUUUGUAGUUACGAUUUCCAGUUGAUAUGAAUUGCAUAAGUAAAAAAAAAGAGCAGUAAUACUUAGUUAUGGGCUUUCAGUGUGGACUUAAGAUGUAUAAAGGCAGUGGUUAAAGAACAUAUAUGGUAUUAGUACAUUUCUCAGAAUGUCUAAAGGCUUUUACAAUACAGUAUUUACUUAUUUCUAAAAAAAAAAAGAAUUCAUUUUUGGACUUUCUUAUAACUUCAGUGAACUAUUUUUGUGCGCCACAUCUGCUUGUGGAUUCUAGUUAUGGGCGCUGUAAAAUGCCUGCAGUAGUGUUGUGAUCCUGAAUGUACACAGUAUUUGUGACCAAGUGCUGGUGCCCUGUUGUGGUAGCUGUAACGUACAAUCUUCUGGCUUGCCUUGUCCUGCUGGGCCUGGAGGGGUGAAACAGAAAAUAUGUCCAGUGUACUCGCUGUAGCUGGCUGCAGGGGGAUAGGCUAGUGAGGGAAGCAAUUCUUCCUCCUUCCCAGCCCAGGUUUUCUCAAUGUCAGUCAGCAAAAUACUGUGGUUCAGCAAACAUUGUGCUGCUGUUAUUGCACUUUUUUUCCCCCACUAUCAGUAUUAUGAAAGGUUCAAAGGGCAUUAAUGAUUAAGAGUGGACACAAGUGCUGUUUUUUUGUCUUUUGCAGAUGUGCACGCUGAUUGUUGUCAUGCAAUAUUUUCUAUUAACUUCUUCAGGCAAAAAUGCUGUGCUAAUGAUGCACAAAAGCAAAUCUACAUUGUGAUCAUUGGCAGGAUUCUUUAAGCCAUUUAGGCUUGGUGUAUACACAAUUUGCUCCUAUUUGCCUAAAAAUAGGAUGUCGCUGUCUAAAUCAACAUAAGCCAGGUUUACAGAGAGUGUGAGCAUGCAUAUAUACACAUUUCCUCUGGCUUUGUUGACCUGGAGUAAUAGCAUAGCUUUACUUAAGCUAUUAUUCUUCUUUAUAGAUAAAUCUUUGCUGAACACUGAUACAACAUGAAAAACCUAAGGACAAAGGUAAUGUCUACAUUUACACUUUAUUAGAAUAUUUAUACGGAAAACACUUUGUUUUGCUUACAGACUUACCGUCUGCUCAUUACUUGCCUUUAGUCACAGUCCUGCUUCUCAGGGUGACAGAGAGUGAUUUGAGGUAAAGGGUGAAUAGAGCAGUUAGGGAUGACUUCAAAAGACAGUUCUGUUUUAGUAUCUUAUGAUUUAGAAAGAAUUGCUAUUUAUGUUUUUGAGGUGAUGGAGUAUUUUAGCAGAUGGAACUCUAAACGGAGGAUUGUUUUUUCAAGAGGUCAACUUUGCUUUUCAAGGACAUCAAGAACACACAUUGUUAUUAAGUAUAUCAUGUUUGGCAUGCCUGAAAUAUGCAUUAGUGAUUUGUAUCCACUAUAUUUUUUCUAAAUAAAUACCGUGGGAUCCACUCUGUAGCACUUUCUUUGCAAAUAUGUUCUUAAAUCUUUAUCAACGUGAUAUAAAGAAAAUCCACUGAAAUAAUUGA
Molecule: messenger RNA, 7111 nt
Organism: Chroicocephalus ridibundus (black-headed gull)
Lineage: Eukaryota; Metazoa; Chordata; Aves; Charadriiformes; Laridae
Gene: THNSL1
Product: threonine synthase like 1
Exons: 4
Coding region: 507-2735 (742 amino acids)
Biological process (GO): amino acid metabolic process
Cellular component (GO): cytoplasm
Molecular function (GO): pyridoxal phosphate binding
Source: RefSeq, a predicted model, not a curated record